AUGAACACUGCUGGAUCUGUCGCUUACGGCUGGGGUGUCCUCGUAGUUGCUGCUGGAGUCAGCUUCUACUGGGCAAAGAAGGAGAUCGAUGGACGCCGUCGGGACGCACAGCUCAAGGGCACAAGAUCUCUAGAAAAACUCACUUGGGAAGAGCGUAUUGCAAAAGAUGAAGCAGCCAAAUCCAAAGUCGUUGAUGCGUUGAAACAGACAAAUGAUAAAACAGUAGGAGGAGCGCCGCCAUAG
Cryptococcus wingfieldii CBS 7118 is the source of this 243-nucleotide messenger RNA. RefSeq lists its product as hypothetical. NCBI's taxonomy places the organism in Eukaryota, Fungi, Basidiomycota, Tremellomycetes, Tremellales, Cryptococcaceae. The record is from RefSeq and is a predicted model, not a curated record. The transcript has 4 exons. Bases 1 to 243 code for a protein of 80 amino acids.